GCAGAGAGCUACAGUUCUGCUCAAUAUAACAACUGAAUCAUAAAUUUUCUGCAAUUACACUGUUUGUUUAAAAAAAUGUUAUAAUUGAUUUUAGCCAAGGGAAAGUUGUCUGAGAUGAAGAGGCCUAAGACUGGCGGUGGUCCAAAGCCCCCAAGUCCAUCUCCCGCAGAAAAAUCCAUCUUGGAUAACUUGGACGGUAGACCUUCUUUGGAAGGUAUAUCUGGUGGCAUUGAUACAGCUGAUCUUUUGCCAAUCCAGCCUUCCACCUCCUCAGACAUGCCUGAAAAGAUUAAAGAGACAAGAGAUUCUGUUAAGUCAAAGAAGAAAAUGACUGUUCAAGAUUAUGAACAGAGGAUCCUUGGUCUGGAAACAGAGAAGUUGCAGGAACAAAUUAUGAAGAUAAAGGAUGAAAGAGAGCUAAUCCAGACACAGAAGUCCUAUUAUGAUUUAAAAUUUCAAAUAUUAGUUAAUUCACACCCAGAAGUAGUAGCUCAGAUGUUAAAAAGUAAUGAAAUUUAAAUGUCUCACAUAUAGAUAUAGCUGCAGAUCUGUAGCUCUCUGAAAAACAAGAGAUGUUUGAAAAACACUUAUGCCCCCCUUCCCCACA
Molecule: messenger RNA, 607 nt
Organism: Saccostrea cuccullata (small rock oyster)
Lineage: Eukaryota; Metazoa; Mollusca; Bivalvia; Ostreida; Ostreidae
Exons: 3
Coding region: 115-519 (134 amino acids)
Source: RefSeq, a predicted model, not a curated record